AAUAACACAGAACUACAAAACCUAACGUGUCUCAGAAUUCUGUCUCAUGAUAUUCUCUGAUGAUCCAGGACUGCAGCCCAUCCUCUUUGGACUGUUCCUGUCCAUCUACCUAGUCACAGUGAUUGGGAAUCUGCUCAUCAUCUUGGCUGUGAGCUCUGACUCCCACCUCCACACUCCGAUGUACUUAUUUCUCUGCAAUCUGUCCUUGGUUGACAUUUGUUUUAUCUCUACCACAGUCCCAAAUAUUGUGAACAUCCAAACUCAUAGCAAAGAGAUCAUCUAUGUGAGUUGCCUUAUGCAGAGGUCAUUUUUUGUCGUUUUUGGAUGUAUGGAUGGUAUGCUUCUGACUGUGAUGGCCUAUGAUAGGUUUGUGGCCAUCUUUCAUCCUCUGCAUUACUCACUCAUCAUGAGUCCUUGCCUCUGUGUCUCCUUAGUUUCCCUGUCUCUUUUGGUGAGUCUUGUAGAUUCUCAGGCACACAACCUCAUGGCAUUGCAAAUCAUCUACUUCAAAGAUGUAGCAAUUUCCAAUUUCUUCUGUGAGCCUGCACAACUCCUUAAUCUUGCCUGCUUCAACCCAUUCAUUAACAACAGAGUCAUUUAUUUUGUUGUUGCUACAUUUGGUUUAUUCUCUCUCUCUGGAAUUUUCUUCUCUUACUACAAAAUUGUUUUCUCCAUUCUGAGAAUUCCAUCUUCAGGUGGGAGACAUAAAGCAUUCUCCACUUGUGGCUCUCACCUGUCAGUUGUUUGCUUAUUUUAUGGAACAGAUGUUGGUGUAUACCUUGGUUCAGCUGUAUCACAUUGUCCCAGAAAUACUGCAGUGGAUUCACUGAUGUACACCGUGGUCACUCCUAUGUUAAAUCCCUUAAUCUACAGCCUUGGGAACAAGGACAUUGAAAGAUCAGUGAGGAGACUAUACAGCAGAGCACUGUAA
Messenger RNA from Mesocricetus auratus (golden hamster), 931 nucleotides. Its product is annotated as olfactory receptor 18-like. Lineage: Eukaryota; Metazoa; Chordata; Mammalia; Rodentia; Cricetidae. Gene Ontology annotation, molecular function: G protein-coupled receptor activity; olfactory receptor activity. Gene Ontology annotation, biological process: G protein-coupled receptor signaling pathway. The record is from RefSeq and is a predicted model, not a curated record. Gene Ontology annotation, cellular component: membrane.